UAUUAUUAUGGUUCCAUUGCCUACUUCCCCAAUUUGUAUCAUCAAAAUGGCAACACCCCAUCUUCGCACUCAAGUCCCACCCAUAGACGACGAUCACAAGACCACCACAUCGCGAUGGCUCGACAACCCGGACCAUGGUCCAUAUCUACUAAAGCUAGCUCGGGACACUAUAAUUUCGGGCGAGAGUCCAACCAAGGCUUUGGACUACGCAUUCCGAGCUGCCAAGUCGUUCGAGAGAUUUCCGAGUCCCGGCGUGGAGCUGCCCAUGAGCUUGCACAUGGUCGCUGCCAUUUACUGCCGGCUCGGGCAGUUCGACCAGGCCAUUCCGGUUCUCGAGCGGUCCAUCGAGGUUGUGGAACGUAGAAACGAACCGGACCAUGCUUUGGCAAAAUAUUCCGGGUACAUGCAGCUUGGGGAUACUUAUUCUAUGUUGGGGCAGUUGGAUCGGUCCAUUUCUUGUUAUGAAGCUGGGUUGAUGAUCCAGACUCAUGCGUUACCUGACUCUGACCCUAAAGUUGCUGAGACUUGCAGGUACUUAGCAGAGGCACACGUACAAGCAAUGCAAUUCGAAGAAGCAAAGAAAUACUGCAAGAAAACAUUAGACAUCCACAAACAACACAGUCCACCAGCAUCCCCACAAGAAGCAACCGACCGCCGUCUAAUGGCUUUAAUUUGUGAAGCAUUAGGCGACUCCGAGUCUGCUUUAGAGCAUCUAGUUCUAGCCAGCAUGGCCAUGAUCGCCCACGGUCACGACGCAGAGGUUGCCGCAAUCGACGUAAGCAUCGGCGACAUCUACACCACACUCUGCCGUUUCGACGAAGCCAUAUUCGCAUACCAAAAAGCCCUCACAAUCUUCAACUCCACAAAAGGAGAUUCCCAUCUCUCCGUCGCCUCGCUCUUCAUCCGUCUCGCCGAGCUCUACAACCGCACCGGCAAGACCCGGGAAGCGAAAUCAUACGCAGACAACGCGUUGAGGAUUUACCUAAAGCCACCAGAAGGGUCGACGGACGAGGAGGUGUCGAGUGGGCUGGUGGAGAUCGCUGCGGUGUACGAAGCGGGGAAUGAGGCGGAGGAGGCAUUCGGGGUACUGCGGAGGGCGGUGAAGGUGGUGGAGAGAGGCGGCGGGGGGCGGGUGGCGGCCGGGAUAGAGGCGCAAAUGGGGGUGAUGUUUUAUGUGAUGGGGAAGUAUGGGGAGGCGAGGAGGGUGUUUGAGAGGGCAAUUGGGAGGGUGCGAGGGGGUAAGAAGGGGGCGUUGUUUGGAGUUGUGUUGAACCAGAUGGGGUUGGCUUGUGUUCAGCUCUAUAAAAUUGAGGAGGCGGUUAGGGUGUUUCAAGAGGCCAGGGUGGUGCUGGUGGAGCACUAUGGUGUGUAUCAUUCUGAUACUCUUGCUGUUUCUAGCAAUCUUGCUGCUGCUUAUGAUGCCAUGGGGAGGGUGGAGGAAGCAAUUGAGAUAUUAGAAGACAUCCUUAAAGUGAGGGAAGAGAUGCUUGGAACUGCAAAUCCAGAGGUAGAUGAGGAAAGAAGAAGGCUUGAGCAACUGUUAAAAGAGGCUGGAAGGGCUCCAAAUAACAAGGCUAAGUCAUUACAGAAUUUGCUUGCCUCCCAAUCCUUGAGGAUGAGCGUAGUUUAGUGAUAAUUGAAUUCUACGCUUUUCAUGAUGCCUUACCCGAGUAUCAUAAAUGG
Messenger RNA from Cucurbita moschata (crookneck pumpkin), 1683 nucleotides. Its product is annotated as protein KINESIN LIGHT CHAIN-RELATED 1-like. The record is from RefSeq and is a predicted model, not a curated record. Gene Ontology annotation, molecular function: protein binding. Lineage: Eukaryota; Viridiplantae; Streptophyta; Magnoliopsida; Cucurbitales; Cucurbitaceae. The coding region runs from base 8 to 1630 and encodes 540 amino acids. The transcript has 3 exons.